ACCGAGAGCUAGGCGGCAAGCACGCUGUCGUCGAGAGUCGCACGCCGCGAGCCGGAACAGACACCACGUGACGCGCGCUCUCGCCGGAUAAACACGUGUCGCGCAGGCGAGCUUGCGAGCUUUCCACAGUCGUAUAACAUUGCUUGGAUGAGAUUUCGUUUCAUGGUUUUUAUUCGAAGCUGCGAGCUUGAGUUUUUUCAGCGUUUCGGAGAGCCCAGUCGCAAAUAAUUGACUUAAUUGAAUAACUUAUGUUACUUUGAAACUCGGUUCUUGAUUUAGUACGCCGAUUAAAGUAUCGAGAUGGCCCUACGCCCUACGCACGGGAAGUGAAUCGUUGCUACUACUCCGCCAGAAAAGUCGGAGGAAUAAAAUGACUAUGGACGUAAGCAAGACGGAACCCAGUAGAAACGGAGCUGCGCAGCAGCAGUGCGCCGGGUGCAACAAACCGAUCACAGAGAGGUAUUUGCUGAGGGCGUUAGACAUGUUCUGGCACGAGGACUGCCUCAAGUGCGGCUGCUGCGAUUGCAGAUUAGGCGAAGUCGGCUCGACUUGCUACACCAAAGCCAACCUCAUACUCUGCAAACGCGACUACUUACGAUUAUUCGGGAACACCGGCCACUGCGCUGCGUGCAGCAAGGCGAUCCCAGCCUUCGAGAUGGUCAUGAGAGCGAGGACGAACGUUUAUCAUCUGGAAUGCUUCGCGUGUCAACAGUGCAAUCACAGAUUCUGCGUGGGCGACCGUUUCUACCUGUGCGAGAACAAGAUCCUCUGCGAGUACGACUACGAGGAGCGACUGAUGUUCGCAAACAUGGCCCUGCACCCGCCGACGACCGCGACUCUGGCGCACAUCAAACGACAGGUGACUCAUCUACAGCCACAGACGGUAACGGCCGGCGGCGGAGCGGCAGCCAACCAACAGCAACAGCAACAGCAGCAGCGGCAAACCAACGGCAUCGGCGGCGCGGUCAACGAUUCCGCGAGUGGUCACAACGGCUACCCGGGUGUGCCCACGAGCUCGAGCAGCAGCGGUGGCGGUCUCGGAGCCUUGGCAGGCCUCAACAACGGACUCGGCGGGCCCCAGCCCACUGGCUACGAGGCCAAAUGACAGGCCAAAUAAGGGGCUCAUAGACUCGGACAUGGUCGAACGAUGCGCUGAGGCACUUUGUAUGCGUUGAAGAAUUCGGUGGGAGCAGAGUACUUUUCGAGAUUUUUCAAGCGGAUGGGUUGAGUUGCUGGAAAUUGAGCUACGCGAUUGAUGAAUAAUUUUGUUUUGUUAAAUUGAUGAAUGCAGGACGAUUAGGGCAUUAGAUCACGUUGACAAUCCAAUGUUGAAGGACAGGAAAAAUCUCGAAAAGUACAAAUGAUAAAGCUGAGCGAACUCGGUGAUGAUAACAUGGACGAUAGAUUGUAAAGACGUAACCCUCGUCUGUGGAAACGUAGUCUGACCGAACUUUAUGCGCGUAAAUCUUACUGUAGAUAGAAUACCCGAGUAGAAGUUUAGUCGUCGAUCUGAAAAAGUAAAACUUUGGUGCUCUUUAGACAAUUCUUAAAAUAAAAUAUUCUACCGAGUAAGGGAAACACAUGUUUUAUUCAAAACGUUCUGUCGACGUUUAUCAUUCGUGUGUUUGAUACAAACAUGAAUCUUUCGGUCAGCAAGUAGCCAUGCGUUUUCGUGAGCUCAAAAGGUCAGUCACUUAAAAAAAUGUAUAUUAUUUAUCAAUACCCAAUGAAAAGACUGUUACUUUUAAAAUAUUUUUGUUGAGCAAAAAAGUGACGGUUCAAAACGAUAUUUCGAGUCACUGGGCAAUGUACGCCAUAUGCUAUAACUUAUGAAAUACCCCUUAAAAAUAUCCAAGACUGUUCCGACAACUCUCAUUAAGCAUAAAUCCCAACUAUAGAUCCGAACCCCCCGCGCUUGUCGAACGGCAAAACAAAAACAACAAGGAAAAAGGAAAUCGCCGCAAACUACCGAAAAAGAGAUACAAACAGCAGUGACGCGAA
Nasonia vitripennis (jewel wasp) is the source of this 2001-nucleotide messenger RNA. RefSeq names its product LIM domain only protein 3. Gene Ontology annotation, molecular function: DNA-binding transcription factor binding; transcription coactivator activity. NCBI's taxonomy places the organism in Eukaryota, Metazoa, Arthropoda, Insecta, Hymenoptera, Pteromalidae. Gene Ontology annotation, cellular component: nucleus. The transcript has 6 exons. The record is from RefSeq and is a predicted model, not a curated record. The coding region runs from base 371 to 1105 and encodes 244 amino acids. Gene Ontology annotation, biological process: positive regulation of transcription by RNA polymerase II.